Westerdykella ornata is the source of this 1562-nucleotide messenger RNA. RefSeq lists its product as uncharacterized. The transcript is spliced from 3 exons. Bases 352 to 1278 code for a protein of 308 amino acids. The record is from RefSeq and is a predicted model, not a curated record. NCBI's taxonomy places the organism in Eukaryota, Fungi, Ascomycota, Dothideomycetes, Pleosporales, Sporormiaceae. Gene Ontology annotation, cellular component: RAVE complex.
CAGGCAAGCGAUGACGUAGACGAUGGGCCAGAUCCGCUUUGAGGUCUUGGUGAGACCACCAGCGCCGGGCCUGGACUGAUGCCAGCGACGCGUCAUAUCCGGAAGCCGGUCAAAGACGAUGAGAGACGGUGAAUGACGGUUCGAGAGGUGACGAUGACCAAGUCGGGAAUUGGUGUGGUGCUCGCCCGUUGCAGGCAGGGUUGGGUUGCUCCUGCCGAGCCCUGCGCUGCACGGAUCACUGAAUCGCAUCAGGCAUCUGGCGCUACCUAUCUACAGCUUCCCAGGAGUGUUUAUGUAAAGCUUCACCAAGCUCGGAGAGAUUAUCUCUAGCUGUUGCUGCUUCAGGACAUCAUGUCCACCGCCGUCUGGCCACCCAUCGAUCCUCGACAGCUGGCCGAGGAGCAGACGGCUUCACAGGCCCGCGAGCUCGAAUGGCUCAUAGGAGAGUUGCGGGAGUCUUUGCAGUCGCUCAAAGCAGGUCUGGAGGAGUGCGCUGCUUUGCUGGCCCCGUCCGAGCAUGGGUCGACGCUUGUCCUCUCCUCUAUGCGCUCUGAGAGCUUGAAGGGCGUAGUAACACGCGUCGGCACCCGCAUUGUCAAGGGCAACAUCAAGCUCCGCCUCCCCAGUCUUCCUCCGCCGCGUGGAGCAUCGUCCUACGACCUGAGCAUAUCCACGGCACCGACCGCCCCCGACCUUGUCAUCCACCAACUAAGCUCCGUCAAGAACGCGAUAAACCACUCUCUCGAUGUCAUCGAUGUCACCACCUGGGCGGGAGACUCGAAGAAUGCAGAUUACAUUGCCGGGCAGAUGCAGCUGCUCGCGGACAACGUUCGGGAAGCACGGCAGGCUCUGAAAGGCUACUCAGACGUUCAGAUGCCAUGGUGGAAGGAUCCCAUUGACGACAAGACAUUUGAUCCGCCGCUGCCGCCGAAUGUCUCCUUCCAUCUCUCCAUCUUCGAUGCUGCCCUGCUGCUCGAGAUCCGCACACUCGAGAUACUAGAACCUGGCGAGACACACUCGGGAUUCAGCUUCCGUAAUACUCUGGCGGUGGCUUGGGGAGGUGCGCGCCAUCCUCCGCACGAUGAAGCGGAUCGAACGUUUACCUACAAAGGACGCGAAGUGCGGGUCAAGGAGAAGAUCCGGAUUGAGAGCCAGGAUCCGGCGCUGAUGGCUGUCAUGGCAAAAUUCGGAGCCGUCAGUCACAGCAUUUCGCUGAGCUUGAAGGCUCUCAACAUCGUAAUGGGCCGCGAUGAGAGCUCCGAGCCCCUCAUCUGCUGAUUUGCGUCUUUAUGCUUUCUCCACGGACGGUUGCAGAGUUGCGGAGGUCCAGCCCAAAAUCUCCGCGGUAUUACCCGACCGGGAUUAGCGUUCGUGGGGCUUUAUCGAUAUCGGAACAAGAAAAGAUCCCAUUGCGUGAUCGCAGCUAUACUUUAUCGUGGAGGAUAAAAAGUUAACUCUGAUAAAGCAUACAUCGUCCCUUCGCAGCGCAAUUCUUCUUAUAUUCUGCCGCAGCGGCGUCUCCCUAUUACUCCUGCCACCGAUCGCCACUAUGGCUCCAGCAC